Messenger RNA from Paramuricea clavata, 2186 nucleotides. Lineage: Eukaryota; Metazoa; Cnidaria; Anthozoa; Malacalcyonacea; Plexauridae. The record is from the annotation of a GenBank genome assembly.
AAUGCAGUGUUUCAUCAUGCGUAUAAUAAGUUUAUUAAAAUUGUUUAACAAAGUCAUAGUCAUAAGAUUACGUAAACGAUCUUUUAAUUUCCGGCCUUGCUCGAUCGAAUAUCAAGUCAUAAACGUUGAGCGCAAUAAAACUGGCAUUAAUACAACAACAUUCGACUGGUCUCAAAAUGGCCGAAGCCUGUGUGGUUACAUCGAACAAUCAUAACAACAUACAAGGGAAACCUGAAGAUAUAAUCGAAAUGAAUACUUGUACAUCGAAUUUCAAAGCAGAACGUUCUCGAUCAAUUGACCCGGAACUAGCCAUUGACAAUACGUACGCUGGAAAGAAGUUUUUAAAAAUUCUCUGCGUUGGUGAUUAUUCUGGUGGUUGGAGUAAAGGAGUCUAUAUAGAAGACUACAGGUCCUCCGAUGGAACAAUAAGUGAAAAUCCUAAUAAUUUUCCCGUAAUUGGAGGAAGUUUCUCCACGAAAUGUUUGUACGAUAAGUCGGGCAAAGAAAUUCGACUUGAAAUGUGGAAUAUACCCGAGAACGAGCGAUUUUUCCCUACCAAUAGAGUGCUGUAUAGAAAUUCCGACGCCGGCAUUGUGUUUUGGGGUGCAAAAAGUGACACGAUGGAGUGCGCCUUAAAAUUUAAACGCGAAGUCACGCAAAUAGAACCUGAUAUACCAUUGGUGUUUGUUGUCGAUAAUGUCUUCCAGACGCCGGCGAAGUGGAUGGGUGAAGGCAUGGUAAUGAAUUCGCCGGAGGAAAUGGACAGUUUUUGUCUCGAGCAUGGAUUUUUCGCGUGGUUUGAGUUGCUGGAACGUGCUGGUGGGGAAAAGAGUGUUUUUGGACAAGCUAUGAGGACUCUUAUCAACGAAAUAAUUUUCAGGAAUAAACAUCACGAAUGAAAUUCCUAGUACAUAGUAUAAUUAAUUUAUCAUGACUUUUUAAAAUCCUAUUUUCACCAGCCUUAAAUAAUAUUGGCUAUGUUGAACAUUUAUUUAGUGAAUUUGUAAAAAGUGGUUAAUUUAACAUUACAGAAUAACUGUUGUAUUUGAGAGUGAUAAUAAAAAUAAUUAAUUGUUUUCAGGAUGCCCACAUUAGGCCUAAGUACGUGUUCCUGCUUCAAUUAUGCAAUUAUUUACAACAUUUAGACACGACAAAACACGACAAUGAAUAGACAAAUAUGAAGACUGGUGUCCAGUCAACAUAUUUUGACGUGGGCCUUUGGGGGCCUGGCGCCAAGAAAGGAUGCCCACAGUGUAUCGAUAAAGCCUGCGAAUCGGACUCUUCCACCGUAGGCUCUUAUUUUGCUACAUAUAUCUUUUGAGGUUCUCACAUAUGCUCACGAAUGAUAAAAAAACACUGCAGGCUAUAAACUCGCUUUAUAAAACUAUCACUAACUCCCGAUUCGCCUCAACAACAGUUCUGUCAUUGCCAAAAAAGGCAUGGCACGUGACCUAAUCAUGAUAAUACAUGCAUUAUAAUAUAUAAAGAAUUAAUGAGUCUGUUUGUCUGUCUAUCUCCAACAUAUCCAAAUAUAGUAGAUUUAAUCUGUUCGGCUAUGCGCCUCAUAAAUAAAGUAAUUAACUCAUAAGUAAAUUAAUCAUUAAAAAUUAAGCUUCGGGUUUUGCGUACGUGUUGUCGAAAACGUCGCUUGGUUAAACGGCUCCAAUGAUAACUUAAAUACAAGAAAUAGCCAUGUUGCUAGUCAUAAUGGAAGAGUCGCUCAACGCUCUACCGAAAGUCAUAGCUAGGUUAUUAGGUUGUCUCCGCCGGUACUCUGCUUUCCAACGACAGUGAAGGUUGAGAGGGUGGGCUGGGAUUAGCCCUAUAACUGAACCUUCUACCGUAGCUGUGCUCGAUGAUCUGACAUGAGUCGUUCAGACAUGCAGAGGCGUCCUUAGAAAGCCUUCAACUCUAUCAGGACGAGGUUUGUCCUUCUCUAUUCAGCUUAGCUCUCAGCUGCAAGUAAGGAUGAUUAGCACACAUCCCACUUUUCAAUAUUUCUACUUUCAGCAUGCAUUAAUCAACUGCAUAUGCAUGAACGUUGUUGGUUUUUAGAUAUAUGUUGUUAUAGUGUCUUCAUCCUUGGAAAUUAUUUUGUUCACGAGUUUAGACAUAGCUUGUGCGAAAACACUUUUCCCCCAGCAGCACGUUCCAGCAUGUCGAACCACGCAAAAAAUCCAUGCUCG